This is a messenger RNA of Mangifera indica (mango), 611 nucleotides long. RefSeq names its product light-induced protein, chloroplastic-like. The record is from RefSeq and is a predicted model, not a curated record. Lineage: Eukaryota; Viridiplantae; Streptophyta; Magnoliopsida; Sapindales; Anacardiaceae. The transcript has 3 exons. Bases 1 to 606 code for a protein of 201 amino acids.
AUGAAUGCGGAGCUGGAUGUCAUGCGGGCCAUGCAGAAGAGCUUGGUGUGCUCAAGCGGGACUUGCAAACAGUUGGACGAGCCAAUGAUGAUUCGGUACACAUCAUUUUCUGGUUUGCUCCCCUUAUUGUCGAGGGGUUCAUUGCCAUUGGCGAGAGUGGAAGAGAUAUCACAGACAAUUGACUCAGAGAGCUUCACUAUCCAGAACUCUAUCCGUUUUCCUGGGCCAUUGGCUGCAACCUUCAUUAGUACCAAUGCCAAAUAUGAAGCCCGAAGUCCCAAGCGCACGCAGAUCAAGUUUGAAGAAGGCAUCAUUGGAACUCCUCAGAUAACAGACUCCAUAGUUUUACCGGAGAAUGUCGAAUUUCUGGGACAAACAAACGACCUUUCCCCAUUGAAAGGCUUGUUCACUUCAGUCCAAGACGCAACUUCAUCUGUUGCAAGGACCAUUUCUAGCCAACCACCAUUAAAAUUCCCAAUCUCAAAUAGCAAUGCGCAGUCUUGGUUACUAAAAACAUACCUGGAAGAAGAGCUUCGUAUUUCCAGGGGAGACGCUGGUAGUGUGUUUGUGCUCAUCAAGAAAGGAAGCUCUCUCUUGACGCCAUGAACUGC